Molecule: messenger RNA, 1604 nt
Organism: Candoia aspera
Lineage: Eukaryota; Metazoa; Chordata; Lepidosauria; Squamata; Candoiidae
Gene: PTMS
Product: parathymosin
Exons: 5
Coding region: 346-666 (106 amino acids)
Source: RefSeq, a predicted model, not a curated record
GGCUUUCAGCGCAGUUCUGGACCGCAUAAUCUCCCUUAACCCGUCCGAUAGAUAAUUAUUUGCAAAGCUAUCUGGUUUUGGUUUUGCAAAACGCAGCGCGGCCGCUUCGCGAGCCGUUCAUUCCCGCUCGCCGCUCGCUUUCCCCUCUGCCUCUAAUCUCUCCCUCCCUCCCCGCAGGCCCCUCCCUCCCCGCUUUCUCGUCACCGAGCCCUUUUUCUGGCACAGCCUCGUCGCGGGAGAGAAGGAUUUUGUUCCUGGCGCUUGGGAGCAGAGAAGCAGCGGCUGGCAGGUUCCUGCUUCGAAGCUGCAUCUGGUCUGCCUCGCCUUAUUCUCGCUGCUGCCAGGAUGUCGGAGAAGCCUGCCGAGGAGGCUCCGGUGGAGCUCGGAGCCAAGGAACUGAAAGAGAAGAAGGAAAAGCAUGAGGAGAAGUCUGCCCGCAAAGACAAGAAAGAGAUCAUAGAGGAUGAUGAAAAUGGGGCCGAGGAAGAGGAAGAUGAUGAAGAUGCAAAUCCUGAGGAUGUAGAUGAUGAGGAUGAUGAAGAUGAAGAUGAUGAGAAUGAACGGGAACCAGAUACACAUGCAGUAAAACGAUCUGCAGAAAAGAAGCAGGAAGAGGAUGAAGUUGACCCAAAAAGAAAGAAGACAGAAAAUGGCUCUUCAGCUUGAUCCUCUUCAUUCCAUCCGCAUCCUCUUCUCCACCGUCCAACUAUCCGCACAGCUUCGUUCCUCCGUCUGUGCAGGCAGCCUCUUUAGUGCUGUAGCUGCAAAUGAGGAAGAAGAGGAGUCAAUGUGCUUUCUGUCAAGAGGAAGCUGAAGGAAGCUUUUCUCCAGCCCCAAGAUCUGUUUCCAUAUUACAGUGCUCCCCACAGUUUCAUUAUCCUUCACCCUCUGUUCAGAUAGCUCCAGUCUCUAGAAACACGGCUUCCUCCGAUCUCUUCCCAAGAACACCCUCACAAUUGCUGCCUGAGAUCCUCACAUGCCUCUGCUUUCGACACCUCUUUGCAAACUGCUCCCUGCUCCAGUCAAGCACUUCACGUCCCCAUUCCUCUUGGCCCCUUCCACAACCUUGUGGAGUUUCUAUGGUGCUGAAAGGGUUAAAUCACAUUUGGCACACAGGAAGUCCAGGGCCAGGGAAGUUUGCCAUGCUGUGUUCCUGUGCUGUGCCUGUUCCCUUUCUAUUGCAGGAAAAAGGCAAAAUGUAGUGGUGGUGGUGGUGGUGGUGACAAUAAUACAGUGAAAUGUGUUUUACUUAAAAAAAAAUAUUUACAGUUUUUAAUUAAUGCAUUUUGUACAAAUUUAAAUGACAGGCAGCAAGCUGAAUCUGGUGAACUUUUUUCUUCCUGGAGGCAAAGCUUGUUUUUAAUGUGUAAAGUAAUAUGUGAUUCAGUGUGUUUUUUUCCCCCCAUUUUGGGUGUUUUGUUUUUUUUAAUUAGGGGACCAAAGUUUGAUUUCUCCCUUGUUCCUGUCAGGUUCUUCUGUUGUUUUUCUUUGUAAAUUAAAGCAGAUCCAUCUGCAGUAUUUUCUAUGGCACAGACAUUAUGAGGAUGAGAUAUAUAAAUAUAUAUAUUGUUUAGCACUGUAAAUAAAAAAACCUUUCAAAAAGA